AUGAUAACCUUGCUGAACAGGCCUUUCGAGGCUCUGUCAGAUGCUGUCGGCGCAUCCCCCGAUGAACUCAAACUCAUCUUUUCUUUCGUUCUAUCGUACCCCCUCGCUGGCCUUCUCAAGCGCAUCCCCGAUUCGAAGCCGCAUGCGAAGAACCUAUUCAGCAUCUGCACGUCCCUCUUCUACCUCCUCGGCCUCUUUGACCUGUGGGAUGGUGCUUUCACCCUUCUGGUCAGUGCUGGAGGUGCCUACGCUAUCGCUAAGCACCUCAGAUCGAGCCCCUACAUGCCAUGGAUAGGCUUCGCCUUCGUCAUGGGCCACGUGUCCACCAGCCACAUCCAUCGCCAGAUUGUCGAGAGCCCCACGUCCAUCGACAUCACUGGGGCUCAGAUGGUACUCGUCAUGAAGCUCAGCGCCUUCUGCUGGAACAUCGCCGAUGGCUGCCUUCCAGAGGACCAGCUGUCUGACUUCCAAAAGGACCACAUGCUCAAGGAGUUGCCUUCUAUCCUCGACUUCGCAGGCUACAUUCUCUUCUUCCCCUCCCUUUUUGCCGGCCCCGCCUUUGAUUACGCCGACUACCGCCAGUGGAUCGAUACAUCCAUGUUCGAUGUCGGAGCCAACGUUGAUCCUUCCAAAAAACCUCCUGUUAGGAAGAAGCGCCGUAUUCCACGAAGCGGCACCCCUGCUGUACUCAAAGCCGCCACGGGCUUCGCCUGGAUCGGGCUCUUUAUAUGGCUUGGCGGGACUUACAACAGAAAUCUCCUUAUUGACGACUCAUUCCUGUCUUACUCCUUCCCGCGCCGGGUCUUCACGCUCUACAUGACGGGCCUCGUCGCUCGUUUCAAGUAUUAUGGUGUCUGGAGUCUUACUGAAGGGGCUUGUAUCUUGGCAGGUCUCGGUUACAACGGCGUUGAUGCCAUCACCGGCAAGGUAUCAUGGAACCGCCUCCAAAAUAUCGAUCCCUGGGUUGUCGAGACAGCCCAGAACCCCCGUGCCUACCUGUCAGGUUGGAACAUGAAUACCAACUACUGGCUACGAAAUUACGUCUAUCUCCGCGUGACUCCUAGAGGGAAGAAACCAGGGUUCCAGGCCAGUUUGAUCACUUUUGGCACCAGCGCCCUUUGGCAUGGAUUCUACCCUGGCUAUUACUUGGCAUUUAUCCUUGCCAGUCUGAUGCAAACUGCUGCGAAGAACUUUCGACGAUACGUUCGCCCUUUCUUCCUUGACCCGUUAUCGGGGUCCCCGUCUCCUAAGAAGAGGUUCUACGACUUCAUCACCUUCUUAGGCACUCAACUGGCCUUUGCCUUUGCCGUGGCGCCUUUCUUGAUUCUCUCCUUCUCUGGUUCUAUAAAGGCCUGGUCAGCCGUGCACUUUUAUGGUAUCAUAUGCACCGUAGCCGCCCUAAUUUUCUUCGCCUCCCCCGGCAAAAAAAUUCUCAGGGAGCAGCUAGACAAGCGCCAGGGCAAAGCAAGCGCCAGGCUGGUUCGUACCAUCAGCACGGACAGCCUUACCGGCGACCAGCCGAUGCUUGGCAUCCCCAAGGACCCGGAGGGGAGCAUCAACGAAGCAUUUGAGCAAAUCAAGAAUGACGUCGAAACUCUUCAGAGGAAACGCGAGCUUGAGAUUCAACAGCAGAGGAAGAAGGAAUGA
Molecule: messenger RNA, 1647 nt
Organism: Geosmithia morbida
Lineage: Eukaryota; Fungi; Ascomycota; Sordariomycetes; Hypocreales; Bionectriaceae
Product: lysophospholipid acyltransferase
Exons: 5
Coding region: 1-1647 (548 amino acids)
Biological process (GO): glycerophospholipid biosynthetic process; lipid modification
Cellular component (GO): endoplasmic reticulum; membrane
Molecular function (GO): 1-acylglycerol-3-phosphate O-acyltransferase activity; 1-acylglycerophosphocholine O-acyltransferase activity
Source: RefSeq, a predicted model, not a curated record